Molecule: messenger RNA, 1224 nt
Organism: Penicillium macrosclerotiorum
Lineage: Eukaryota; Fungi; Ascomycota; Eurotiomycetes; Eurotiales; Aspergillaceae
Gene: rad18
Product: E3 ubiquitin-protein ligase RAD18
Exons: 3
Coding region: 1-1224 (407 amino acids)
Biological process (GO): protein monoubiquitination; DNA damage tolerance
Cellular component (GO): Rad6-Rad18 complex; nucleus
Molecular function (GO): ubiquitin protein ligase activity; single-stranded DNA binding
Source: RefSeq, a predicted model, not a curated record
AUGGAGCAGUCAUUUGACCUACCUGACUCCACGGACUGGCUGGACACGCCGCUAUCCCUACUUGCGCCACUUGAAUCCAGUUUACGCUGCCAGGUCUGCAAAGACUUCUUUGACAAUCCGGUAAUUACCUCGUGCAGCCAUACCUUUUGCUCCCUUUGCAUUCGCCGAUGCCUCAGUACCGAGGGGAAAUGCCCGACUUGCCGAUCCGGUGACCAGGAAUUGAAACUUCGUCGCAACUGGCUGGUACAAGAAAUUCUAGAGGCCUUUCAAACCGCACGUCAACCUACACUUGCACUGGCCAAGAAGGAGGCCGCACGUCUUGCAUCGGGAGAGGAACAAAGUCGGCAUCCCGAGCCAAAAAAAAGAAAGAUAGACCAUGGAGACCAAGUGGAGGAGGCUAUUGAGUUGGCAGAGCGCAGCUCUCAACGCAUUCGUACAAGGUCACAGCGGGUAAAAUUGGAUGUCCAGGAUAUAGCGGAAAUAGAUGAGGCACCGGAGGUUAUUGAGGAUAGCCAAGAUGAGGACUUUGCACCUGAUGACGGCAUGGUUGCUUGCCCCAUAUGUCAGCGAAGGAUGAAGCAUGAAGCUGUCUUCGCCCACCUCGAUACUUGCACUGGAAAUUCAGCACCAGCACCACCGAAGCAAUCCGCCUUUGGAUCUUUACAGUCACAACCACGCCGAGCCCCCACUUCCCCCACGAAAAUACUGGAAAGGCUACCGGCCAUAAAUUAUUCACUCUUGAAAGAUGUUCUUUUGCGCAAAAAGCUUCGUGAUCUGGGUAUUCCCAACUGGGGGAGUCGGCAGCUUUUACAGAAGCGUCACACAGAGUGGAUGAACCUAUGGAAUGCAAAUUGCGAUUCCAAGAACCCAAAAUCCAAGUCGGAUCUAUUGCGUGAGCUUGAUGUGUGGGAGCGGACGCAGGGUGGUCAUGCAGCGACACCAUCUCCUUUCGUGGCGAACAAUACGGUGAUGGCGAAAGAUUUCGAUGCAGCUCAGUGGUCUGCAAACCAUGAAACUGAUUUUAAGCGUCUCAUUGCAAAUGCUCGUAAGAAGAGUGAUGCCCAAGUAAGAUCCACCAUUCAAGGAGCUUCUGCGGACUUGGGAGCCAGUGAGUCCAGCAGCAAACAACCAAUAUCGCCAGCAGAUUUCCGCAAUGUGAAUGGAGGCCCAAUUGAAAUCAACUCAGACCCAGAUUCUCCUGUCGCCAGCAACCCGUCUAGGUGA